Messenger RNA from Miscanthus lutarioriparius, 348 nucleotides. The record is from the annotation of a GenBank genome assembly. NCBI's taxonomy places the organism in Eukaryota, Viridiplantae, Streptophyta, Magnoliopsida, Poales, Poaceae.
AUGGCGGUGGGUUGCUUCAACCCCGUGCUCUCGCCGCUCGUUCCUUCGCCGCCGGGUAGGCGCCUCCGAGCGGCGCUGCGGUCUCAGUCUCACCCGCCGACCGCGGUCUCCCUCCGUCUGCUCGCGUGCGGCGCGGCAGCUGGUCGUGGCACGCGGCGGCUCGCCGCGGCGGCAGAGUCGCAGUCCGUGCAGGAGCAGCCGGCGCGGACGGAAGAGUCCGGUGAGGCCGGCGGGGCUGGUGCCGCCGAGGCGUCCUCCAAGCUGGUUCUGGUCGUUGGCGGAACCGGCGGGGUUGGUGAGAUACCAAUAUCCCUGCUCUCCGUUCUAGCAUUCUUUAGCAUUUUGUGA